Messenger RNA from Bufo bufo (common toad), 3214 nucleotides. RefSeq names its product TRAF-type zinc finger domain containing 1 (gene TRAFD1). The record is from RefSeq and is a predicted model, not a curated record. The transcript is spliced from 12 exons. Gene Ontology annotation, molecular function: zinc ion binding. NCBI's taxonomy places the organism in Eukaryota, Metazoa, Chordata, Amphibia, Anura, Bufonidae. The coding region runs from base 100 to 1677 and encodes 525 amino acids.
CAGCGGCUCCAGUUCAUUGGGGCUCUGUGUUUAGAAGCAGAGGAGCCGUUGGUGACAGCCGGUGUCGUACUCUUCUGUUGUGCUCCGGAGACGCUGACCAUGGAUUCCAGUGCUGAGCAGGAGACACGGCUGUGCGGAAACUGUAAACAUGACAUUCCUGUGGUUAACUUCACCAUCCAUGAGAUUCACUGCAGACGCAAUAUCAUCAUAUGUAAGCUGUGCAAAGAGCCGAUCCCCAGAAGUGAGAUGGAGGAUCACCAUGCCAGUGAGCAUGCCCUGGUGACUUGCAAAUGCAACAUGACCAUGGAGAAGUGUGCACUGGAGGAACAUGAGAAAUCCUCUUGUCCUUUGCGUCUGGUUAAAUGCCAGUUUUGUGAGCUGGAAGUGACCUUUAAUACACUAGAAAAUCAUGAAGAUUAUUGUGGCGCUCGGACUGAGCAGUGUAAGAAUUGUGGCUCCAGUGUAAUGAUUAAGGACCUCACGGAGCACCCGGCUGUGUGUGGCAAAGUGAAAGCGCAAAAGAAACCAGCGAGAGUCCACAGUUGGGAGGACAGCAGAGAUUAUGCGUCUGUGAACAGAAGCGCCUUAGUGAAUAACCUUCUUUCUCAGGUGCCAAGUCACGUACCCAAGAGAUUUUAUAGAAACUCCAUUUUAACCCAAUUAGAUGACCUAAACCAAUACACGAGGAGAGAACAAGAGAGAGAUCGGACUCCUCAGGAUCUGGACAUAGACAGUCCACUGGAUUUUUUCGAUCACCUUUCGGAGGAAAAGCCUAAACCAUUCCGCAAUUAUGAUCAUUCCCAUCUUCAACGGCGUCAGAACAAAACUCGAUCAAGUCCUGAGUCUGAUGAUAACUUGGACUUCUGGCGUGACUACUACUGCAAAGAUAAUAAAAUGAAGACGAAUGUCGAGGGACGAAGCAACCUUAACUAUUUCUCCACCAGUGAAUCUGCGCACUUAAAUUCACCCAGCACACUCACUGCCGAUGCCAUCCAGCUGCCCUGCGAGUUCUGCGAAGAGCUCUUUCCUGAACAUGAUCUUAUCUUACACCAGUCUGGUUGCAGGCCCAGUGUCACUUCCUCGGUUAGAAGACGUUCCCCUAGUCCCCCGCUGGACUUCAUUGAACAUCUUAGAUCAUCUUCACCUCCUGCUCACAGUCCUCAGAGUGUCAUCAUUCCGUGUGAAUUCUGUGGUGUCCUGAUGGAAGGGGAUAUCCUGUUCCAUCAUCAGGAUCAAUGUGACAUGGGACCAAACUCUGAGAAAACAUCCCACUUUUCAGCACCAUCAUUUGCUGAUAAUGUCUCCCCCGAGGUCGCCUCUGAAGAUGAGUACAGAAGUUACAUGGUUCCCACACCCUCCCAGACACUCAGUCACAGAGCAGCAUCAGGGAGUGAAGCCACAGUCUCUUUCAGGAACCAGACAAGAAGGAAUGCAGGUAACGCAACUAGAGCUCAUGGCAGAAUUGACAAUCUAUAUCGUCCGAUGAAUAACACUCGUCAGUCCAGUCUUGAAGAAAUGAGAAAAGGGAACAUGGAAGAGAAUGCCAGAAUGGCCAGAAGCCAAUCCGAGGAUUUCUUUGGUCAUACACAGGGAGCAUCAAGCAGGAACACCAGCACCAGAGGCAAGCCGAAAAAGAAGAUAAACUCAAGGUCUGACGAAGUGGAUAAGGAGGAGUAACGUCUCUAUAUGUUUUUCAAUUCUUUUGUAUUAUAUCUUCUAUUACACCUCUGUAAAGGAGAGUCUAUAAAACUGCUCAAGAAGUUGCGGGCACACUCCUUUAUAGGGCUAGUCCCGUCUGAACACUGUUUUCUUUAUGUAUAUGAUAGGGGAGAUAUGUAUGUUGUCUGUUUCUUUGUAUAUAUCUUUUGUAUGGGGCUUAUUAAUUUUUAAUAAUGGGAUUGUAUGAUUUGAGCAGGUUACAUUUAUUCACCUGAACAGUGAGAUUUUGCUUAACCUGCUGUUCUAAUUCAGGUCUAGAGCAGAGAUUUCUGGGACUGUUGCUAUAUUCAUGGCACCUCCUGUACUGCCGCUCUCUAAGAGAUCAGUGUUUUAUCAGUGUGCAUUAACUUAAUUUGCUGGAAUGCUGAAACUUCAUGCAAAAAAAGAUAUAAAGUGAUAUUUUCAUUUAAUAAGCAAAAUAUUCAAAGCAAUAAAAGACUAACCAUGUAUUCAGCCAGAGGGGUUGCAUUUUUAAAGAGUAUCGGUCAGUAUGGUCAAACCUAUUAAACCAGCUAUACUGUCUAGUAGGAUUGAUCACUUUGAUUAAAACAAUAUCUUCUUUAGGUCUCUAGGUUGAACAAUUGUCGAGAAAUCUCCAUUUGUAUAAUUAUGCAAAUCGGCCAGGUAGAGCCCUGAGGGGCUGGCCAGAGCCCUCCGAGCACCAGUUAGUUGACACCCUUCAGUUAUUGCCAAUCUUCCCUUCCCCGGGAUGGACAGGACUAGACCUCUUGUCUUCUCCCGGCCUGCGCUGUGUCUUGAUGUGACCUGGAAGUGGAGGCAAUUUGCAUGAUGAUAAAAACUGAGAUUUUUCAACAACAAUGCAACCUAGAGACAUAAGGAAGGUAUCGUUUUAAUCCGCAUAAUCAACCCUAGCAAGCAGUAUGUACAUAGUUUUAAUAGUGUUGAGCAUACUGAUAGAUGCACUUUAGAGGACCCAUCGCCACAUAAUGGAAUGCAAUGUGAAGGCUCCAUGUAAUAGAGCAGGAGAAGCCGAGCAGAUUGAUAUAUAUUUUUGUGGGAAAAGACCACCCUCCGAGGUGUUAUCAGUGAUUGAUAGCAUUCUCUGUAAUAUACAUAGAUAGUUGUCAGUCAUUGAUAACACCUCCUCCGUGUACUGAGAGCUGUUCAUAGGGUUGUUGUUAAUGGCUUAUUCAGACGAUCGUAAGAAUGAGUCCGCAUUUAUCCAUUCUGCAAUUUUGCGGAACGGUUGCGGACCCAUUCAUUUCAAUAGGGCCGCAAAAGAUGCGGACAGCACACCAUGUUCUGUCCGCAUCAGUUAUUCCAUUCCGCAGCCCAGCAAAAAAGAUAGAAAAUGCCUUGGGAUUGCUCUAUCAUAGUGUCGGCCAUGUGUGGUCUGCAAAUUGCGGAACGCACAUGGGCCGGUAUCCGUGUUUUGUAGAUCCGCAAUUUGUGUACUGCAAAACAGAACAGUCAUCUGAAUGUAGCCUAAGGCUAAAUGCACACGACCGUAUGUGUUUUGCGGUCCACAAAUUGC